Leopardus geoffroyi (Geoffroy's cat) is the source of this 4476-nucleotide messenger RNA. RefSeq names its product transmembrane protein 43 (gene TMEM43). The record is from RefSeq and is a predicted model, not a curated record. Gene Ontology annotation, biological process: nuclear membrane organization. The transcript has 13 exons. Bases 1494 to 2591 code for a protein of 365 amino acids. Gene Ontology annotation, cellular component: nuclear inner membrane. NCBI's taxonomy places the organism in Eukaryota, Metazoa, Chordata, Mammalia, Carnivora, Felidae.
CUUGCGGCGCGCAGGAGCAGAAAAGUUGUGGCUUACGGGGCACGUCCUCCCAGAUUCUGGGGUUCACGCGGGUUUUCGCAGCUGUCCGGUAGGCGGUAGGCCGCUGAGUUCUGUACUCAGGCCAUCAACCCCUUCCGCAGCUGAGCAGAACGAGGGUGAGCGGCGAGCCGGGUCUCACCAUGGCCGCGAACCCAGCCUGUCUCUCGGGAACCUUUCGAUUGAAGCCCAACAUUCAUUCAACAAACCGAGCAGUGGGAGGAGCAGCGCCUCCCGACGGAGCGCUGGGUGUGGGAGAAGCCUGGUGACUCACCACUCUCCUCCUCUGUGAAAGUGCUUCUGGAGCCAGCCCUGGUGCCCUGCCAGCCCCAGACGCUCCCUCCCUCCCGCUUUGCUGGAGCGUCCUAGCCACUCUCCCCUGACCUGUUACACCCUCUUGCCAGACCCCUGGGUCCUCUCUGUGCCCCACGCCCCUGAAGAGGCAGGGUUUGUUUCACCCACAGCCCUAGUGUACUCCGCCUCAGUUGGAGUUGUCUGGGAGAUCUGGAAACCCUGAAUGCUGCACCUAGAAACGCCUCAGGGGUAGUCUGAGACCCAGGGUCUGCCAGGGGAGCCGGCAGUCAGGAAACCAGAGGUAGAUUCUGUCCACCCCCACACCGCCACCGCCACCAUAUUUUACAGAUGGAGAAUUUCCCCAGCAGGACAAGGCACUUGCCCAGGGCCUGACAGCCAGCUUGGCCAGAUACUUCGUGAGAAGAUGCUGUCCAAAGACAGCAGGCUUGGGAGUCAGGCAGACCUGGGGGCAAAUCCAGUUUCUUCCUCUCAGAAGCGGUGUGGCCUUAAUCGCUCUGGCUUUGUGUCUCUUCGUGGGAUCUGUUCCUGUGAAGUUUAAGGGAGUCAGUCUGUGGUUAGCACGGUGCCCGGCACAUGCCUAAUGCAUGAGAAAAAUCUAUCUUCACAGUCUGGCUCGGGUGGCCCUGGUGGGCAGAAACUAUCUUGGGUACAGUGGCACCUGACCUGGUCCAAGGAAUGUGGAUGAGUUUGGGCAUCUUCUGCUGCUAAACCUUUGUUGAGUCAUCCAGUAGCUGGGUGCACAUUUACAGGAGCUACCAGGCCCAGUGAGGAAGAAAGAUCUGAUGAUGGUGGGGUGGAGCGGGGAGGUGCCACAGCUUCUUAAUCAGUAUAACAACAAAACUGCCCUGGGACAGAGGCACUGGUAACCAUCUCCUUUUUAUAAGUGACUAAACAGGAUCAGAGAGGUAGAGCGACUGAUGCAACAAGUAGUUUUUAGGGCCCACGUGUCAACCACUGUGCCAUCACUCACUGCUCUUUGCUUCUGAGCCUGGAGUGCUCAUGGAGGAUACACGUAUGUGUUCAACACAUAUCAAGGAGCCAGCAUCAAGUAUUCCAGUACAAGUAACAGGAGAGAACAUGUCAAAACUACAAGCAACCCCCAGCCAGGCUUCUUGGAGCGGCUCAGCGAGACCUCGGGUGGGAUGUUUGUGGGGCUCAUGACCUUCCUGCUCUCCUUCUACUUAAUUUUCACCAAUGAGGGCCGCGCACUGAAGACAGCCACCUCCCUGGCCGAGGGGCUCUCCCUUGUGGUGACCCCUGACAGCAUCCACAGUGUGGCCCCAGAGAAUGAGGGAAGGCUGGUGCACAUCAUCGGGGCCCUGCGCACGUCCAAGCUCUUGUCGGAUCCAAACUAUGGUGUCAACCUUCCGGCUGUGAAGCUGCGGCGACACGUGGAGAUGUACCAGUGGGUGGAAACGGAGGAGUCCCGGGAGUACACCGAGGACGGGCAGGUGAAGACAGAGACAAGGUACUCCUACAACACCGAGUGGAGGUCAGAAAUCGUCAACAGCAGAAACUUCGACCGAGAGAUUGGCCACAAAAACCCCAGUGCAAUGGCAGUGGAGUCGUUCACGGCUACAGCCCCCUUUGUCCAAAUUGGCAGAUUCUUCCUCUCAGCGGGCCUCAUCGACAAAGUCGACAACUUCAAGCCACUGAGCCUGUCCAAGCUGGAGGACCCGCACGUGGACAUCAUUCGCCGGGGAGACUAUUUCUACCACAGCGAAAACCCCAAGUAUCCGGAGGUCGGAGACCUGCGCGUGUCCUUUUCCUACGCGGGGCUGAGUGGCGAUGACCCCGACCUGGGCCCGGCUCACGUGGUCACUGUGAUUGCCCGGCAGCGGGGUGACCAGCUACUCCCAUACUCCACCAAGUCUGGGGACACCUUGCUUCUCCUGCACCAUGGGGACUUCUCGGCAGAGGAGGUGUUUCGUAGAGAACAAAAGAGCAACUCCCUGAAGACAUGGGGCCUGCGGGCCGCCGGCUGGAUGGCCAUGUUUAUGGGUCUCAACCUCAUGACGCGGAUCCUGUAUACACUGGUGGACUGGUUCCCCGUCUUCCGAGACCUGGUCAACAUUGGCCUAAAAGCCUUCGCCUUCUGCGUGGCCACCUCGCUCACCUUGCUGACCGUGGCUGCCGGCUGGCUCUUCUACCGGCCCCUGUGGGCCCUCUUCCUCGGCUGCCUGGCCCUGGUGCCCAUCAUCAUUGCUCGGACCCGGGUGCCGGCCAAAAAGCUGGAGUGAGGCAGGCCCUGGCCCCCGCCCGACACCCGCGUGCUCCUCAGGAUCCAGCUCACCCCCUGCCCCCGUGACCCCACUCCUCACCCCAGCACGAGCCCGCAUCGGUUUUGGAUUCUGCGCCCGCUCUGCUCCUCAAGGGGCCACGCCUCGCGGUGCGCGUGGACGUCAGGUUUGGUGCCCACCACCAGCUCGCGUCUUCCCACCCUCUUUCUCGCCAGCAGGCAGCUCUGGUGAGCGGAGGCGGCAGCUCCCGGCUGGCCGUGUGACAGGCGACAGGCAUCCAUUCUGCUUGCUUCCCUCCCUUCCCUCGGGACCGUGUGGCUGCUUCACGCGUCUCGCUUGGCUGAUGUCUGCCAACAGUGAACUGGUGACACUCCACACGGACCUGCUGCCUUAACACUCACCGGCCCCUCACCCUCACCCUUGGAGACAAGUGCCAGGGCUCUGCCCAGCCACCCCUGCCCCGUGAUCCCGCGUGGCCACCGUCACCAGCGGCCUCUGAGCGUGCUGCGGUGCCGGACAGACCGGGCACGGGCCCCCACACGGGGCACCACAAACCCAGUUCGGGCACGGCACCUGACUUGGUACUUAGAAAAGCCACCGAGGUCACGGUGAAGAAGCGUGGGAUAUUUGUUGGGCUUUAUUUACACGUAGUUGAUAGUUUGGCAGAAACUUCUUAGUGUGUAGGAUUUCCAAAGCUCUCAUUUGUUAUGUUUCUCUUUGCUACACUUCAUGUGUAUUUUCCUACUCUAAGAGGGUGUUGUUUCAAAUAAGAUUUAAAAACACAAAACACUGCUUGAAUGAUGAGCACUUCAGACUGUUAGAGAAAAACUCCUCUUAAUCUGUCAGUUGAAGUUAAUUCAGGGCACAGAGAGGUGUAACUGGGGGCGUGACUUACUCCUUAAAAAAGAGUCACCUCCGUCAGAACUCUGGUCACUGGGAGGCUCCAAGGUGCUUUUGAAGCCAGCGUUGGCGAAGGGAUCCCACUCUGGGAGGAGAGGGGAAUUUGGAGAAGGUGGAGAGAGGCAUUUCCGUUUAUCCUCUGGCAUCAGAAACUACCGAUUUACUUGAAGAUGGUAUUUUGAGUUUUCAGUCAACCGUUCAAGGAAAAGGCUGGACGCUUUCUCAUCCUGAGUGGGCUCCCUCGUGCCCCCAUCACCCCAAACCAGAAAUCUGAGACCUGACGCUUGUGCAGCACCCGGGCCUCAUGCCUUUCACCGUGGGAGGCGUUCACACUAGCAGCUGGCCCCCGGGUAACUCCUGUUGUGCCCACGUCCACAGCUUCUCUAAGUAAAAUGUACCCACACUUCAUUGCACUCCUGCUGUUUCCCAGGUACUCUCACGCCCUCUGAAGCAUAAAGUGUGUUGUCACCUUGAUGUCUCAAAAGGUCCUUCGUAUAUCCUUUAUCUGUUUAUUACUUGGAAACUGUUCUGCCUUGCUGGGAGCGGUCGCUUUAGCAAAUUAGUUGGUAGUUGAGUGAGUGAUGGGAGACCUAACAAUCUCUCAUCGGCCUGGGAGAUCUGUGGUGUAACUUCAGGUUCUUCGUGCAGAGAACAGCUGGCCCCAAAGAGGACUUAGCUGGAUUUAAGAAUCGAAACAGUAUUCACCACUGCUUAUCACGUGAGCAGUUGUCAUCGAGUGUCUCCUCGUGAAGGAUGCUUUUGGAAAACAAUACAACUAGAUGGUGGCUGAAUACAAACUCUGUGGGAUUUGGUUUGUGUAAUUUUUUCUACUACAGAUUUUAAAUUACUGCGAAUUUCAGUAGUGUUCUUAAAGAGCAAAAUAAUGUUAAGAAAUGUUUGAAGUCUUUGGGAAAUCAUGAAAUUUGUAUCGUAUUUGUAUUUUUGAUAAAAAUUCAAAAUAAAUUUCAAAAGAGCUUUUAUAGGA